GAGAUGGUGGAAAAAAGAAAGUAGAGUAAGUAUCACAAAAGGCAGACAAAGAAAAGGUAUAAUUUGAUGGUCUGAGCUUAGUACUGGACAUCUCUAAGUAGCAUCAGUAAUAAGGAUGAUAUGUAGAUGGUGAACAACGACCAAGUGCUGAAAGUGCUUUUCAGAGAGAAAAAGGAGGAGGAAGAGGACUGGGACGAUGACGAAGACAAAGAGGAAGAUGCAGCGAAUGAGAUGGAUGACUGGGAGGAGAAUGAGGAGUUGAGAGCCAUUGAGGGUCUGGAGGGAAUUAUGCCUGUGAAGCCUGAAUUUUCCGCUCCAAAAGAGAAGAUUGAACCCAUUCCAGAUGGUAGCUCCUUCUUCAUUCUUGGAAAGAGAAACUGCCUCCGAGUGGCCUGUCACAACCUCAUCCACCACUCCUACUUCACCAACCUCAUCCUUGUCUUCAUCAUCGCCAGUAGCAUUUCUCUGGCUGCUGAGGAUCCAAUCAGAGCUCACUCCUUUAGGAACAACAUGCUUGGCUAUGCUGACUAUGCAUUCACCUCCAUAUUCACUGUGGAAAUUAUAUUGAAGGUGACAGUUUUUGGUGCGUUCCUUCAUCCUGGAUCGUUCUGUAGGAAUGCCUUUAAUCUUCUGGACCUACUGGUUGUCAGUGUGUCGCUCGCGUCCUUCUUCCUCCAUUCCAGCGCUAUCUCUGUGGUCAAGAUUUUCAGGGUACUCAAAGUGCUCAGGCCUCUUCGAGCAAUCAACAGAGCCAAAGGACUCAAGAAUGUAGUGCAGUGCGUGUUUGUGGCAAUCAAAACAAUCGGAAACAUCUUGAUCGUCACAACGCUCCUCCAGUUCAUGUUUGCCUGUAUUGGAGUGCAGCUCUUCAAGGGAAGAUUCUACAGUUGCACUGAUGAAGCUAAACACACUCCAUAUGAGUGCAUGGGAACGUUUGUGGUGUAUAAGGACGGUGAUAUGAAUCACCCUAUGGUGAGAGAGAGGAAAUGGCAAAACAGUGAAUUCAACUUUGACAAUGUGCUGCAGGGCAUGCUGGCCCUGUUCACUGUGUCUACAUUUGAAGGCUGGCCGCAGCUGCUGUACAAGGCCAUCGACGCCAAUGCAGCAAACCAUGGCCCUAUUUACAACUACCGUGUGGAAAUCUCCAUAUUCUUCAUCAUCUACAUCAUCAUCAUCGCCUUCUUCAUGAUGAACAUCUUCGUGGGCUUCGUCAUCAUCACGUUCCGUGAACAGGGAGAAUCUGAGUUCAAAAACUGUGAACUGAACAAAAAUCAAAGACAAUGUGUACAGUACGCUCUGAAAGCCAAGCCCAUCAAGAUCUACAUUCCCAGAAACCCAUCCCAGCUAAAGUUCUGGAAAAUCAUCGCCUCCAGCCAGUUUGAGUACAUCAUGUUUGUCUUAAUUCUUCUCAACACCCUCACCUUGGCUGUGCAGCAUUAUGAGCAGUCUAAAACAUUCAACUCUGUGAUGGACAUCCUCAACUUGAUCUUCACAGCCCUAUUUACCAUAGAGAUGGUCAUCAAGCUACUGGCUCUCAGAACACAUCAAUAUUUCAUUGAUGCUUGGAACACCUUUGAUGCUCUGAUAGUUGUGGGCAGUGUGCUAGACAUCAUGGUCUCAGAGCUUAGUGGUGGAGAUGAGGAUGGAGAAGCCAUUGAGGCCGCAGCCAAAGCCGCAGCUGUAGCUGUACCUGGAGCACCGCCCGGGGCCAAGAAGGAAAGCGGAAAAGUAUCCAUCACAUUCUUCCGUUUGUUCCGAGUCUUGCGAUUGGUCAAGCUGCUCAGCAAAGGGGAGGGCAUUCGAACCCUCCUCUGGACUUUUGUCAAGUCCCUCCAGGCCUUGCCAUAUGUCGGUCUCCUUAUUGCUAUGAUCUUCUUCAUCUACGCUGUGAUCGGCAUGCAGACAUUUGGAAAGAUUGCUAUAGAUGACAACUCGCAUAUCAACAGGAACAACAACUUUCAGACCUUCUUCAUGUCUGUCCUACUGCUCUUCAGGUGUGCAACCGGAGAGCAGUGGCAGGAGAUCAUGUUGGCAGCAUUGCCAGGGAGACGCUGUGACCCCGAGUCAGACUUUGAGCCCGGGGAGGAGAGCAUGUGUGGCAGCAACCUGGCCUACAUCUACUUCAUCAGCUUCUUCAUGCUCUGCGCUUUCCUGAUCAUUAACUUGUUCAUUGCUGUCAUCAUGGACAACUUUGAGUACCUGACCAGGGAUUGGACCGUACUGGGUACUCAUCACCUGGACGAGUUCAAACGAGUCUGGUCGGAUUAUGACCCAGAGGCCACGGGUCGAAUCAAACAUAUCGAUGUGGUCACUAUGCUGCGCAGGAUCCAGCCACCCCUUGGUUUUGGCAAACUGUGCCCCCAUCGUGUGGCCUGCAAGAGGCUGGUUGCUAUGAACGUGCCGCUGCACAGCGAUGGGACAGUCACCUUCAACGCUACCCUGUUUGCGCUGGUCAGAACCUCACUCAAGAUCAAGACUGACGGGCCUGUUGACCAGGACAACGAGGAGCUCAGGGCCAUCAUUAAGAAGAUAUGGAAGCGCACUAAACCCAAGCUCCUUGAAGAGGUCAUUCCACCCCCUAGAGGGGAAGAGGUCACUUGUGGGAAGUUCUAUGCCAGCUUCUUGAUCCAGGACUACUUUAAGAAGUUCCGCAAGAGGAAGGAGCGGGAGAGGAAGAAGAAGGGAAAGGACAAGAAAGACUCUCUCCAGGCAGGGCUACGGUCACUGCAGGCACUUGCCCCAGAGUUGCAUCUGGCCUUGGCAAUGGAGGGAGAGGAGGAGGAGGGUAUGGAGGGAGAGUUGGACGAAGAGUUUUUCAAAAAUGAAAAUGUUUUUGAAGAUCCAGGCACCUCUGUCACCAAUACUUCAUCCACCACUCCCAUACCAGGUGACAUGGAGGAGUCCACCACCAUCGUUUUCAUGGAGCCCUUCAUCGAGCCCACUAUAUUCAGCGACGUGGUCACAGAACAGCCAUUAACAGCCAGUGAGAGAUCAGAAUCAGCUCUGUCAUCCUUUGAUGUGGUGGUUGAACAGCCAACGAGAUCUGAGGCCCUCCUUCCACCAGAAGAAGUACCAGCCCAAUCCCCGCCCCACCCAGCCGCAUCACCACCAAAAGAUCCAUCCCCUCCCCAACCAGCACCGAACCCAUCCCCACCACAGGCCCCAUCCCCUCCCCAACCAGCACCAGCCCCACCCCCAACACAGGCCCCAUCCCCUCCCCAACCAGCACCAGCCCCACCCCCACCACAGGCCCCAUCCCCUCCCCAACCAGCACCAGCCCCACCCCCACCACAGAUUGCUUCUCCGCCACAAAUGGUUGCCCAAUCCCAACCUCAAAUAGUGAUAGCCCCACCAGAACCAGAGGCAGCUCAAAUAGUGUUAGAGGCAGCCGCUGCCCCACCUCAACCAGAGCUAGUGAUGGAGGGAAGAGGAGGUGAAACUUAUGCUGCACAGCAGGUGUACUACCAACAGUACCCAGUGGGCAUGCUAACAAACGACAGGUAUGCAUAUCAAGAGCAACCUGCAGCAUCCCAUAUCCCACCAGAGUACAUGCAGAGUCAUGCUCCUAACUUCACCAAUGGGAGUGUUGCAGGAGUACCCUACGGAAAUGGAAAUGGCAUGAAUGGGAAUGGCUAUAAUGGCGCUAUGAAUGGUAUGAAUGGAGGUAGCAUGAGUGGCUACACCGGUAAUGGUUACAUAGGAAACGGCUACAAUGGAAACGGCUACAAUGGCAACGGCUACAAUGGAAACGGAUUGGAGCCGUAUGUCCGGAGACGUGUUCUUCCUCCCACUCCUGCAGGUCGUAAGCCGCCCUCCUUUAACAUCCAGUGUCUGCGGGCACAGCACAGCGCGGGUGACAUCCCCAUCCCUGGCACAUAUGAGAGUAACUCACCCCCAUGCAGAUCUAGACUGACCCUUGACUCCCGCCGCAGCAGUGUCUCCUCCAUAUCCUCGGCCUCCUGGGCCAACAAUGGAGGAGGACCUGCAGGGUCAAUGCCAGGAGCAGGGGUGUCAGCAACAUCAGCAGCAGCCGCAAAGAGAGGGCGUCUGCUCUACGCCCCUCUGAUGCUGGUGGAUGAGGCCGGGGGCACCCAGCAGCUGUGGGGAGACAGGACCCAGGCCACCUCCAGCCUCCCUGCUAUUGCAACUAGGCCCAGUGGCUGGUACCCUGGAGCCCCAACACUUCCCAUGCACACGCCACAGAACAGGAGCUACACCAACGGCAGAGUGCCCUCCCAGAUCAGCCAAAGACUCAUAGAGAAAGGCAGUGCAAACAGCCUGGUGGAGUCGAUCCUGAUAUCAGAAGGCUUGGGCCUCUAUGCAAGAGACCCAAAGUUUGUGAACUUCGCCAAGCGGGAGAUCGCUGACGCAUGUAACAUGACCAUUGAUGAGAUGGAAAACGCAGCCACAGAUCUGCUGACCCGUUCUACUGGACAGCCAAUAGGACGCUUCGAGGAGGAGCUGGCAGAUGAGAUGAACUGUGUGAUUUCCUACUGAGAGAGAGGAAACAGAGAGAGAGAGGGAGGGAGGUAGGGAGAGUAGGAGGGCAAUGAGAGCCUUACC
Messenger RNA from Oncorhynchus tshawytscha (Chinook salmon), 4563 nucleotides. Its product is annotated as voltage-dependent L-type calcium channel subunit alpha-1F-like. The transcript is spliced from 30 exons. Gene Ontology annotation, biological process: calcium ion import across plasma membrane. The record is from RefSeq and is a predicted model, not a curated record. Bases 127 to 4497 code for a protein of 1456 amino acids. Gene Ontology annotation, cellular component: voltage-gated calcium channel complex; membrane. Gene Ontology annotation, molecular function: high voltage-gated calcium channel activity. NCBI's taxonomy places the organism in Eukaryota, Metazoa, Chordata, Actinopteri, Salmoniformes, Salmonidae.